Molecule: messenger RNA, 1939 nt
Organism: Sorghum bicolor (sorghum)
Lineage: Eukaryota; Viridiplantae; Streptophyta; Magnoliopsida; Poales; Poaceae
Product: serine/arginine repetitive matrix protein 1-like
Exons: 5
Coding region: 16-999 (327 amino acids)
Source: RefSeq, a predicted model, not a curated record
ACCUUUGCAUCUUUCAUGAGAAUAAUAGCUGUAACAAAUCUCAAAUUUCAAUGCAUUAGUCUCCAAAUUGGAUGUCAUCAAUACACCAAAACCCACAUACGGGGCAAAUGCACUUUCACUCCAACGCCGCCAUCCGCGCUCCCUUCCAUCCUCCCCCGCCGCCGCUACCUGCGCUCCCCUCCAUCGUCCCCCGCCGCCGCCAGCCCCGGCCCUCGUGACUCCUCCAACGAUGGCGGCCACGAUCCCCGCCGCCGCCUCAAUCCCUACCGCAUCUGCGCCAUCACCCGCUCGAUCUCCGUUGGCCGCGCCCCGCGUCGCGAGCUCGGUGCCCGAAGCCGGUGCCCGCGGCGCGCCCCGCUCACCGCGAGCUGCGGCGAGCUGCGGGAGGCCGCAGCGAAGCCGUUGGCCGCGCCCCGCCCGCCGAUGCCCGCGACGCGCCCCGCCCGCCGAUGCCGGUGGCCGCGCCCCGCCCGCCCGCUGCCCGAGCAGCCGCGCAGUUGGCCGCGCCCUGCCCACCGCGAGCUGCGGGAGGCCGCAGCUAGCUCGGUGGUAAGCGUAGCAAUUUGGGGUCCUGACGCCUCGCGUGCUCUGAUGACGGUUCGAGGAUUUGGGCUAGGGCAGCGCCGCCGCCGCCGCCGGGCGUCCCUCGCGCAGCUCUGCCGCCACCGGUCAGCCCUCGCACAGCUCCGCCGCCGGCGUCCACCCUCUAGGUCACGCGCCGCUGCGUCCACGACCCUGAGGGGACGACACCCGCAUCUCCGAAGCCCUCCCGUGGGGACUCUCCCGCUCACCAGGUGGUGGUUUGUGUCCAGAUAUGACGUGCUGAGGUCCUUCUUCACGUUCUGGAGCGGUGUUAGCCUGCAGCAGCAGCGUUUCCGGACAUGCAGUGGAAUCCUUUCAAGAUGCAUACAUGCCCAUUUUUCUGCAUUGAUUUGCCGCAUAUAUUUUUUUAUUGCCGACACUAAAUCUGUUAAAUUUUUUAGGCUGGUCUUCGUCUAACACCACAGAUGAAGAAUCAAACGAUUCUGAAGAUGAUGCUGCGAAUAACACGCUUCAUUUUGAAGUUUAUUUAUUCAGCAUCAGCACAUUCCAUCACUCUGUGGAUUUCCCACCGAUAGAUGUAAUUGUUGGCAACAGCCGGUGGGUUGUUUAUUAAGAUUGACCAUGACCGCUACUUCAAGAUUCACAUGGUUAAAAAGGAUGGCAGGGAACUUUUAGUGGGUUCUCAAAAUCUAGAGGAGCAGCAAAUUGCCAUGUUCGAGAUGGAAACCUAAGACAGUUUCUGUAUAUGGAAUAAUGACCCUUCGUGAUAUAACCCUCCAAUCGGUUUCAGUCCAGGGCCAGGACAAUCAUUGAUUUUGGACAAACAAGAUGGGUGUUCGGUCACAACCUUAUCCUGCUGCUGCUGCCUAUGCACCACUCACAAUGGUACCUGGAGCUCCUGCUAUUCCUCAUGGCUCACAGCCAGCAGCACCAUUCCCCAAUCCAGCUCAACUCAGUGCUUAGCACCAGAUGGUCUACAAGUAACAAUAGCAAUAGCAACACAGACUGUUGUGACUUUCUAUGUUUAUUUCUGCAUAAUCUCUGAAGAAAAUGACAUGGCUCUGUUUUUGUAACCUGGACAAAAGUUGCAGGAUCAGAUGAGAUGUCAAGGCACUUGAUUCUGUCUACUAGCUGAAAAUUGGGGGGGGGGGGGGGGGGGGGGGGGAAGAUGAAGCAUUUUAGGAGUGUAAUAAUUUCUGUAGUUCAAGCUUCAUACAAUUCCAAAACCUGAAGAACAGGUUUUGUCUUUCAUCUGACAUGUACUUUGUUUUGAAUGAACUCAGGACUUCUGCUAUUGAUUGUGUUAUUAUACAUGUGUAAGCAUUAUGUGCGCUAAGAACCUUAGUUUUUGAGAAAUAUGGGCUACUAUGAUAUACUGGAAUCUGAAUUAGAUAUU